Messenger RNA from Plasmodium vivax (malaria parasite P. vivax), 3905 nucleotides. RefSeq lists its product as hypothetical. The transcript has a single exon. The coding region runs from base 1 to 3576 and encodes 1191 amino acids. The record is from RefSeq and is a predicted model, not a curated record. NCBI's taxonomy places the organism in Eukaryota, Apicomplexa, Aconoidasida, Haemosporida, Plasmodiidae.
AUGUGGAUAGAAAAGGACACCGGGGGGAGAUGCGCGAGGGGGGGAGCGCUCAGCCAGCAAGUGAACGACGGCAUUGAAACGUUAAAGCGGAAUAACAAUUUCCUGUUUGGCGGCAUUGGCGGGAAUCUUCCUUCGGAGGCGAAAAGGAGGCGCGGCGGCGAGCGACUGCGCAGGGUGAGCCGCUCGACCGUCUUGACCGCUUCGACGAGAUCGGGUGGGUCGGCGCUGUUGACUGCAUCGGCCGCGUCAGCCGCGUCAGCCGCGUCAGUCGCAUCAGCCACAUCAGCCACAUCAGCCACAUCAGCCGCACCAGCAUCAGUCGCAUCAACUGGGUGGCCCACCUGGACUGCGUCCAGCAGGUGUUGGACAACCGCGAAGGGGGCUGAGCAGUCGUCGAACAAACCCAAAGGAGGGGAAGAACUGCCCGGAGGAGGCGACCUCUUCGGGGGAGACCACUGGAGAGACAAAACAAGCGCUGCUACCAACCGGAAUGACGAUGGAGGAAAUGAAAGAAAUAAAACUUGGCGCAAAGUGAGCAGCGCGCAUCUGGCGAAGGAACCCCAAGUGACUUCCUCACGCAAGAGACCCAACCAGCCGAUGGAUAAGUGCCCCACGAGUGGAUCCGAAUGGAAAAGCAGAAAGGUAGGCGAUUUGGGGGGGACUCUCUACAGAAGCACGCAGUACUUAAACAACAGCGCGGUCUACAACGACAGCAUCGUGAACAAUGAGACGGUCGUGUGCCAGGAGUGGCCGGAGAUGGGCAACCCGGGGGAGUGCGCGGAAGAGGCCGCCACGGAGGGGAAAGGCCUCCAGGGGUGCCAGCUCAACGAAGCAGGAGAGAAGCAGCUCAACGAAGCAGAAAAGAAGAAGCUCAACGAAGCAGGAGAGAAGCAGCUGAACAACGCAGAAAAGAAGCAGCUGAACGAAGCAGCAGCACACCCGCUGGGCAUACCCGAGGGGAGGAAGCAACACCAGCGAGCGAGCAUUCAAAGCGUCAUCCAGAGGGACAUCCCCGCGUUAAUAAAAAACACAGUGAAUAACCACCUGGCCCAAAACAUAAACCACCAAGUGCAGGAGGCAAUAAAAAACAAUUUCUCCAUCCUCCUUGGUAAUAACAAAACCGAUACCUCAGAAAGGGAGAAACGCAACGUCCCUACGACGUAUGUGCAAGACAAGCUAGGCGACCUAGUCAGCACCGAAAUGAAGAAGAAGGCAAAUCAUUUCUACUCUACAGUGGGGAAGCGAAUUGAAGAAAAUGUGAAGGAGGAAAUAGAGAGGAACACACUCAUCAUGAAUAAGCAGAUAAAGCAAAACGUAACGGACCAAAUUGAAACAAACCUUGAAAGGGUUUACAAUCAGGUUGAUCUAAAGGUAGGAAAAAAAGUGAGUAAUGAGCUAGCCAAAAAUAUGAAUAGUGUGCAGAGUAAUUUGCUCCAAAGUGUAAACAGCGAGCUGAAUCGGAAGGUAAAACUGAUUGGGGGGAAAGUAGACAGCCAAGUUAGGGUGUUCAUCUCAAGCGAACUUAAAAGAAACCUAGACGUUCUAAAUAGCCGAAUUAAUGGUAACAUAAAUAGAGAGCUAAAGAAAUGCCUUUCCAUUUUGAAUAGAAAUUUUGAUGAGAACUUGCAUGAGCAGAUGGACUGGCGUGUGCAGAUCUUCCUCAAGCAUGUGUGUGAAUGUCUAGGGGAGGAAAUUAAAAACAACGUCAACGUGAUGGAGAAAAGUCUCACUGCCAACUGGAAUGAGCUCCUUUUGGAGAAGGUCACAAGUAGAACAGAGGAGGCGAUCAACAGAGUUAGGGAGGCCAUGCUCAUAAUGAAUGACACCACCAACCGAGCGGAAGAAGCAGUCGGGCUGACUAAACACAUCGUGGAGGGAAUCUCCUCCGAGGUGAGAAGCUGCGUCGAUCGGAUAGGCACAUAUGUGCAGGAGGGCAUUGGGGGGGACCUAAAAGGCGCCCUACAUAGCGCCAUACAUAGCGCCAUACAGAGCGCCCUGCAAAGCGCCCUACAAAGCCUCAGCAAGGAGAACGAAGCGGCGUCUGCGAAGAUGGCUCAAGUGGUAUGCGCCAAGGUGGAGGCCGCCACAAGCGCUGAGUUGGCGCGGCAAAUGGGCGCGCUGCUCGGGGGGAUGCGCGACGAGGUGAGAGGGAGCAUUGGCAGCGUAGAAACCGCUUUGAAGGGAAGCCUCAAGCGAAGCGUGGAGACCACCUUGAAGGAAAGCCUCGAAACCACUUUGAAGGGAAGCGUAGAAACCGCUUUGAAGGAACGCCUCGAAACCACUUUCCAGCGAAUCCUCGAAACGACCCUGCGGGACGAACUCAGCAAAACCGCGCAGACGCUCCACGCCGAUGCGCGCGAAGAAGAGGCCAAGAGGAGCGACGCGAAAUUGGAGGUAGUCCUGAAAGACUCGAACCAAAAAUUCGACGCCCUCAUCAAAGUGCAGAGGUCCCUAUCGACCAACCUGAGUAGAGACAUGAGAAUCGUAAAGGAUAUGAAGACCAACCUGGUGGAGGUGAAAGACUUUUUUAAAACCUACUCAACCUCUCUGCAAAAGGAAUUGCUAAACGCGAUGGAGGAAAACACCAGUGCAGUGAUGAACACAAGUGAGUCUAUCCUUAGCAGGAUGGACAUUUCCUUUUCCGGCAUCGAUAGGAUCCUGAGUGCAUUCUGUGAGAAGGUGACUGAGAGGGUUGGAGAGGCCACCGAGAUGCACGCUCAUCGCGUUGUAGAGGAGGUUGCCACGAUGGCGAGCACUCACCAGAGUUUUGUGAAAGAGCAGCGCACCGCGACGGAGGAGCGCCUCGAAAGGGUAGCCCAAGAUCUGCUUCAUUUGAGCGAAGCAACCGCGCAAAGGACACACGAACGGGUGAGAGUCAGCAGCGAGGGUGUGCUAAAUAGCCUUAUUGACACUAUGCAAAGGGAAAGGGCCCACAUGAUUAUGCACGCAGAAGAAAUUAUAGCCUGUUUGAAGAAGAGCAUAGAGGAACACUCCAGCAACAUGCUGGCCAAUUUGAGGGGAGUGCUUCAUGAGAAGGACGAGCACAUGGUGGAGGGGCUAAAACGGGUCAGCAGCGAAAUUGACGCGAAACUGGCAGAACAAGCCAAACAGUUUUUAAGUCACCUCGACUGGAGGAUAAGCGAUGCCGUUGGGGGGAGAGUACAGUGUGUGGGGGGCACAUAUGGGCAUGAGCACACCCACCAGGUGCGGAGAAUCCCCUUAGGGACAAAGCAGGGUAAGCCAGCUCCUGCCGCCAGACAGAAGAGGUACCUAAUUGGUGGGGACAUGAUGGCAAAUCGUUUGGGCAGCGCCGAUCGAGCAGAGCACCGGAAAAGGAGGCGUGAAGUGAAGCACCAAAUGGGCUGGACGCGCGAAAUGGGCCCACCCAACGGACGCUUCGGGAAAGGCGUAAGUAAAACCAACCCGAGCCAGCCGCAGAACGGCAGAGAGGCCACACACAAGAGGAAGCCAAUUUACGUCGUCAAUUACUUGAGGAGCAAAAACGACGAGCUCAUCGAGGUGGCUCAGCACCUCCAUGAAAAGACGAAGAGGGUAAUAACCCUGUGCGGUCCAUAGUGCCGUUUUAUGGCCCCUUCACGGAAAGGAACAUUUGGAGAGUGCCUCAAUUUUUUUUUUUUUUUUUUUUUUCUUCUACUCCUUUGUCCCCCUAUGAAGAGAUGGAGAAUGCUCGAAGGGGGAGGGGCCACUCCCACGGCGCAGAAGAGCUGGGUCUCCUUCCCCGUCCAGCGGCUCCCUGCGAAGGUUAAGGAGGUUCAGAAGGUCAAGCAGGUUAAGAAGCGCGGAAUUAUUUUUACCUUUGCGUCGAAAUUUUUUUUUCACACCUCGUAUAUACGUGCGGGUGUGUACCUGCGUUUGCACCUCCGGCGCGGCUCCGCGGAAAGAGG